AUGGGAGACAGGCUGCCGGAGCCUCACGCCAGCUCUUCCCCUGCUGUGGCUGCCAGCUCAGAGGCGGAAGAAAUCGAGGUGCUGGACUCCGAGGAUGUCCUACCUAUGGCCGCAGAGGAUCAUUGGAAAGCCCUGUUUGAUCAGUUCGAUCCCGACAAUACCGGCUACAUCAGCACUGAGAAGUUUCGCUCCCUUCUCCAGAGACACGGCUCGGAGCUGGACCCCCAUAAGCUGGAGGUUCUGCUGGCCCUGGCAGACAGCAACUCUGAGGGGAGGAUCUGCUACCAGGACUUCGUCAACCUGAUGAGCAACAAAAGGUCGAACAGUUUCCGCCAAGCCAUCCUUCAGGGGAACAGGAGGCUGUGCAGCAAGGCACUGCUGGAGGAAACUGGGCUGAGCCUUUCGCAGAGGCUGAUCCGGCAUGUUGCAUAUGAAACCCUGCCACGAGAGAUAGACCGCAAGUGGUACUACGACAGCUAUACCUGCUGCCCUCCACCCUGGUUCAUGAUUACCAUCACUAUUGUAGAGGUUGCCUUUUUUCUUUACAAUGGAGUGGUAUUAGACAGAUUUGUGCUGCAAGUCAGCCACCCUUUAUACCUGAAGAAUGCAUUACUUUACCAUCCUCAGCUCCGUGCUCAGGCUUGGAGGUACCUAACCUACAUAUUCAUGCAUGCAGGGAUAGAACACCUUGGACUCAAUGUUGUCCUUCAGCUCUUGGUUGGGGUUCCCCUGGAAAUGGUGCAUGGAGCUGCAAGGAUCAGUUUUGUGUACAUUGCUGGAGUUGUGGCAGGGUCCCUGGCAGUGUCAGUAGCUGAUAUGACUGCGCCUGUGGUGGGCUCCUCUGGAGGCGUGUAUGCUCUUGUCUCAGCUCACUUAGCCAACAUAGUCAUGAACUGGUCAGGAAUGAAGUGCCAAUUCAAACUGCUGCGCAUGGCUGUUGCCUUGAUCUGUAUGAGCUUUGAAUUUGGAAGAGCUGUGUGGCUGCGAUUCCAUCCCUCUGCUUACCCACCAUGCCCACACCCCAGCUUCAUGGCUCACCUGGGAGGGGUGAUGGUUGGAAUCACCCUUGGUGUCAUCAUUCUGAGGAACUAUGAGCAGAGACUCCAAGAUCAGACAUUAUGGUGGAUCUUCCUUUCUAUUUAUGUAAUUUUCGUCUUGUUUGCCAUCUUCUGGAACAUUUUUGCCUACAGCCUGUUGGAUCUAAAGCUACCUCCCCCUCCUUGAAAACAUGGGACAGAAAACUCAAGAGUGGAAGUCAUCUGUCAGCUAUGUUAAAUGAAUUAAGAUAGAGGAUCUAUUUUUGUAUUUAACUUAGGGGAGGAUGAUUCUUUUGAACACAACCGUAUGCUGGAGGAGAUGCUUAAAGAUCUCACAAAAGAAUGGACUGAUCAGUUUGUUCACAAAUAUAGCAGGCACUGUAAUACUGGUUGGCCUGCACCCUGCAGUUUCUCCACUGCCAGGGCUCCCACGGGGCAGCUUGUACCUGGGCACUUACCACUUGGUUUGUUAGCACACAUCAAUAUUUUGUAUGAGAUAUUUGUAUUUUCCAGGUCAGUGCUGGAAUUAUGGCCAGUUGUUGAGUGAAUCUCCUCAAUGUUACUGAACACUAAAAGGGAAAAAGAGCAAACAUUUACUAAUUAGAGAUUUGCAUGGUUCUCACAAGGCAGCUUGGGUUUGGUUUCUAUGGACACAUAUGACUGUUCAGCCAUACCAGUGCCACUGUCUAAUUACUUGAAUGGUUCAUAAGAUAUUUUAGCCUACAGUGAAACCUGUCUUGAGCACCUUUAAAAGGAAUCAGCAGA
Tyto alba (common barn owl) is the source of this 1802-nucleotide messenger RNA. RefSeq names its product rhomboid like 3 (gene RHBDL3). Gene Ontology annotation, cellular component: membrane. The transcript is spliced from 9 exons. The record is from RefSeq and is a predicted model, not a curated record. The coding region runs from base 1 to 1224 and encodes 407 amino acids. Lineage: Eukaryota; Metazoa; Chordata; Aves; Strigiformes; Tytonidae. Gene Ontology annotation, molecular function: serine-type endopeptidase activity; calcium ion binding.